ACCUGUCUGUUGUUGAUGACGAAAGCACUGUGCGACAUGGUUGUCAUGCGUUUUAGCGGUUAACAAGAAUACGUUGAUAUAUCUCUCGGUUUAUAUAUUUAAAUCGUUGUAAUUGAUUUUAUACAUGUAUAACUAUAAUAUAAUCACAGAAGUGCGACUAAGGAAGUGAUAUUUGAUUUUUUUAAAUAGUCAAUCUUACUGCAAGAUUUGACCAGCGAACUGAAUCAGUGAGUCUAAGAGGCAUUUUCAGGUUAUUUAACAAACAAAUUUUGACAGUUUUGUGGUGACUGAGCUGUACGUGAGGUUUAGGUAAGAGUUUUCUGAUGCUCUAUACUAAACGAGAGUCUCAUAAAACGUCGUAACACCAAACAGCUAAAAUGGGCUCUAGAUUUAUGCUAAAAGUCAGGACAUGUUUAAAGGCACCACAGGUGCCUUACUCAGUACACUUUUUUUGCACAAGAGAGUUUAAACAGUACCCUGGAGGCAGACAGAUGGACAGAGGUAACAGUUAUAAGCCUGGUGGACAAAGUACACCAAGAAUAAAAGACAACCUACAAGGUACAGAUGAUUGCUUCAGUAAGAAGUCUACUGUCGGGAAGCUGCCUUCCUUUCCCAAACCUACGUUUGCUGCCGGGACAGCUAAAAGAAGAACUGAGAGCCUGAGGUCAAGAAUGAUGUCUGCACUUGACGAAGAGGAGCUGGCACCCGGGCCAACAAAAACAGAAGAAAAAUUACAGCCGCCGGAUCAGCCGCUCUCCCCUGCUGAGUGGAGGGACCUGAAGGAGUCUCUGGGGAAUUCAAAUAAAUUUGAGCUCCAAAUGGCGAUUGCAAUGUUCAAGUUUGGAUCAGAACUGGAUAUUGCUAAAUCCCUGCUGAGUUUUGUUGCGGUGGAAACAGGCACUCUGCCUUACAAGCUGCUCCUGCAUUAUCUGCACCUGUGUGUGAAUGGAGGCCACGACGAUGAGGUGUUUGAGGUCUACAACAUCAUGCGUAGAUGUUUCCCCUUGCUGGAAACAGGAGCUUCCAGCCUUUUUAUCAAGUCCUUCAGCAGGACGGAACGGUGGAAGGAGGCCAUCAAAAUCUUCCAGGAAGUCAAGGAGGUUUUCACCCCGACCCUGGGCAACUAUGGUGACGUCAUCAUCGCGGCAUAUCAAAACGGUGAUGCGACCAUGGCCUGGGCUCUUUAUGACGAAUUGAUUAAGAGUGGGAAGACUCCACUUCCGUACACCUGGGAGGCUCUGUUCGCGUGCCCGAAGAAGACCAACGAGGGAGAAGUCGUUCAGGAGACUGAGCAGCAGGAGCGGCUGCAGGGGAUUCUACUUUACAUGAGAAACAACCAGAUCUACCCUCAGCUCAGCCUCGCCCACAAGAUCAAGACCUGGUUUGAGAGUCUCGCAGGACAGAACUGGACAGGAGCCUGGACCACCGUCACUGCAAAGGGAAAAUGUAGGUGCUGCGGAACAGAGCUGGAGUCCAUUCAGCUGACUGCUGAAGAGUUUCAGAAAGUGAAAGACAACAUAAUGGUUAACGUCAUCCAGGGAAGAGAUGUUUUCGUGAAUACCACUCCGGAGGAGUUGAAGAGCUUCAAGACGUUUGUGGAGACAAAGCCGCCGUUUGAUGUGGUUGUCGAUGGUUUGAACGUGUCAAAAUACAAAAAGGACCUGAGGCCGUCAGAGACGUUGUUGGCGGUGGUGUCGGAGCUCAAGAGWCAGGGCAAGAAUGUUCUGGUUCUGGGGAGGAAGCACAUGCUCAAGCCCUCCAGUCAGUGGAACAAAAACGACAUGAGUCUCAUAAAGCAGAAAGCUCAUUGCUUCUUUACUGAUAACAUCUCCGAGGACGACCCUUUCUUGCUUUAUGCCACUUUGAAUUCUGGGAACCACAGUCAGUUUGUGAGCAGGGACCUGAUGAGGGACCACAAGGCCUGCCUGCCCGAUCAACUCGCCAGGCGCCUCUUCUUUAAGUGGCAGAGGGGCCAUCAGCUUUUGGCAUGUGGGAAAACCCAAGAAGACAGGGUCAGAUUUCAGUAUAUUCCCAACUAUGACACCAUCAUCCAGACUACAGGAAACACGUGGCACAUUCCCUACGACGACACAGAGGAGAGAACAAUGCAUGAAGUGCCACAACGGUGGUUGUGUCUCACACAAAAAAAAGAUUUUGUAAAUUAAAACAUUUAAAUAAAAUAAACAUCAAUGUACACAUUUGAA
Messenger RNA from Austrofundulus limnaeus, 2204 nucleotides. RefSeq names its product protein only RNase P catalytic subunit (gene prorp). The record is from RefSeq and is a predicted model, not a curated record. The transcript has 10 exons. Gene Ontology annotation, cellular component: mitochondrion; mitochondrial ribonuclease P complex. NCBI's taxonomy places the organism in Eukaryota, Metazoa, Chordata, Actinopteri, Cyprinodontiformes, Rivulidae. Gene Ontology annotation, molecular function: ribonuclease P activity; protein binding. The coding region runs from base 378 to 2165 and encodes 595 amino acids. Gene Ontology annotation, biological process: tRNA 5'-leader removal; mitochondrial tRNA 5'-end processing.